Nematocida major is the source of this 327-nucleotide messenger RNA. RefSeq lists its product as uncharacterized. Bases 1 to 327 code for a protein of 108 amino acids. NCBI's taxonomy places the organism in Eukaryota, Fungi, Microsporidia. The transcript has a single exon. The record is from RefSeq and is a predicted model, not a curated record.
AUGAAGGAAGCCAAUGAGUCUGAAGAGAAAAGAAAAACAGAAGGACAGAAGCCAACAGAAGGCUCUGCUGUAAUUCAAAUGCAAAACGAAGCAGUCGAUAAGCUAAAAAGCGUAACCACAAGAAGGUACAAGAAAACCACCUUGCUAGUGAGAACUCUUGGAGGAAGCUUGCUGGAAAUGAACGGCUGGGCGUCUGAGGAAAAGGCCCACACAAAGCCCGAAAAGACAAAGCCCGGGCAUGUGUGCGCCAUAUGCAACAAGAGCUUUGCAGAUAAGAGGAAGCUUUCCGCACACAAAAGUGUACAUGAAAAGGCCCCCGGUGAGUAA